This is a messenger RNA of Auanema sp. JU1783, 2196 nucleotides long. Lineage: Eukaryota; Metazoa; Nematoda; Chromadorea; Rhabditida; Rhabditidae. The record is from the annotation of a GenBank genome assembly.
CUGACAAACUACUUCAAAGGCGGAUCACUCGAAAAACCGACAAUCGCUAUUCCCACCAAGCAUUACAAGGCGACAGAGGAGUUUCAAUCCUCUGAGAAAGAUCUUCACGAUGCAGAGACGAGUAAGACAUGUGAAUGCACUGUUUAUAGUUUCACAAAAGAUAAUCGUCGUUACAAGUUCAUAGACACGCCUGGUCUCAGUGAUACCGAAGGAACGGAGAAAGAUGAUCAGCAUAUUACAAAAAUAAGGAAUGCUGCAGAGCAAACUGGAUCUAUGGCUGGUAUUAUCAUUGUCAUAAAUGGUACAGUAGCUAGAGCAACCGUAAACCUGCGGAACACUUUGGUUCGUUUAAGAGGUUUCGUUCCGGAUAUACUUCUGAACAACCUCAUAGUUGUCUUCACUAACUGUUCAGUGUCUUCAGCUAACUUCGAUCUGGAAUCUCUCAGACCAUGGACAGUGUCUGAAGAAAAUGUAUUUUACAUGAAUAACUCUGCCUUGAGCAAACCAAAGGACUUAUGGAUUACCAACUUGAGAAUGAAGUCAGACCUCAGCAAUAGUUGGCAGGAAUCAAUGAGAGAAAUCAACAACAUGAUACUGAGUAUGGAAAAGUUGGGAUCUGUCGCUGCUAAUGCAUUUGGAGAGAUGAGCCAGGAGAGAGCUCAAGGAAUAGAAGCCAAGAGAAAGUCUAAUGAUAUGAACAAAAAUACUGAACGCCACCUAGAUGAUCUUUUGCAGAACGGAAAUGAAGUUGUUUUAGACAAUACGGUGAUAAGGACCUCUGCAUCCCCUCCAUCUAUCUUGCAUAAUAUCCUCGUGAUUGGAGAGACAGGCUCCGGGAAAUCUACGCUAAUCAACUAUCUGACAAACUAUUUCAAAGGCGGAUCAGUUGAAGAACCGAGAAUCGCUAUUCCUACUCAGUAUCAUCAAGCGACAGAGAAGCAUCAAACCUCGGAGUUGAAUCUUCACGAUGUAACAAAGAGUAAGACUAGUGAAUGCACUGUUUACGAUUUCACAAAAGAUAAUCGUCAUUACAACUUCAUCGACACCCCUGGUCUCAGUGAUACCGAAGGAACAGAGAAGGACGAUCAGCAUAUUACAAAAAUUAGGAAUGCUGCAGAGGAAACUGGGUCUAUGACUGCUAUUAUUAUUGUUAUUAAUGGUACGGUGGCUAGAGCUACAGUAAACCUGCGGAACACUUUGACUCGUUUAAGAGGUUCUGUACCAGACAUCCUUCUGAACAAUCUCAUAGUUGUCCUUACUAAUUGUUCAGUGUCUUCAUCUAACUUCAAUCUGGAAUCCCUCGAGCCAUGGACGGUUUCUGAUGAAAAUGUGUUUUACAUGAAUAACUCUGCCUUGAGCAAACCAAAGGAAUCUUGGAUUACCAACUUGAGAAUGAAGUCAGACCUCAACAAUAGUUGGCAGGAAUCAAUGAGAGAAAUCAACAACAUGAUACUGAGUAUGGAAAAGUUGGGAUCUGUUGAUACAAAUGCAUUUGGAGAAAUGAGCCAGAAGAUUAAUAAGAUUAAAGCAGAGCUCAAUGGCAUCUUGCUCGAAGUGAAAAAACUGCAGGAUACGCAGAGUAAGCUGGAUUCUGCUAAAGAGGCUCAAGAGCAAGUUGCUGGAAAUGUUCAAAAGUUUUCAAAUUUUAAGAGAACAGAGCAAGUGGAAUAUAUAGAAAUGGAGAAGACCAGUUAUUACAAUAAGAUUUGCUUCAAUCAUCCUUUACAAGUUUGUAACGAAUUCGGUUUAUUGGAACACAUGGCCAUAAAAGUUAUGGACUUCAUAUUAGGUGCAGAUAAUUGCGACGCCUGUCACUGUAGUCGUUCAUACCACUGCACUACGAAGGAGAAGCCUGUGAAGAAAAUGAGAACAGUUGAGAGUAUCCUUCAAGAUGUGAAAAGUCUUUAUGACGAAAAUACAAGUCAAGGUAUCCGUCUUAAAGGUGAGAUCACCAAGUGGAGUACUGAUAUUGAGAUACUGGAAGCCGUUCUCGAGCAGAAAGAAAAUGAAAUUCGUGAGUGUUGUCACGAACUCAAGAAAAUUUGUCCACAAUUCAACUUCGUGGACGAGCUGAACUGCGUCUUUACCGCUAUGAUGGCACAUGCUCGUACUCUUACAUCAUUGGAAGCCCAGAAAAAGGCUGAUAAGAUGAUUAAAAAUAUCAAAGAUAUUGUAAAUGAACUAUCAAAGGAAUAA